AAAGCUUAUAAAUUUUGAUAAUAUCCAUUGAAAUUACAUACAAGAAGUUUUUUUAAAGGUCUAAAUUAUUCGGUCAUACGUGUAUGUUAUGUGAUUUAUUUACGUACAGCAAAAAAAAAUUUGUUUCGGUUUCGAUCAUGCGUAGUCUUACUUCAUUGCUAUGUUAUCGAUUGAAUUCUCACUGACAACUUAGUCAGCGAGUUACAAAUGUUAUAUUUUGCUAUUGAAAAAAUAAUAAGUUUAUAUGAUAUGUUGAGCAAUUAACAAUUAAUUUUGAAUAAAAAGCAUUGCGGGAAAAGGAUUUUUAAUCAUGCCGGAAACAGGGGAAAAUUCGUCUGAUCUGGGAGAAAUAGAAAAUGUACGAGUUGUUGUUAGAGUACGGCCAUUGAAUGGGAAGGAGUUGGACGGUCAUUGCAAAAAAAUAGUUAAAGUUGAUCGAUUAAAUGCUGAGAUAACAGUGGAAAAUCCAAAUGCAGCCCAUGGAGAACCACCUAAAGUAUUUUCUUUUGAUGCUGCAUUUGAUACAGACUCAACACAAGUUGAUAUUUAUAAUGAAACAGCUCGACCAAUUGUUGAAAAAGUACUCCAGGGAUACAAUGGAACUAUAUUUGCUUAUGGUCAAACGGGAACUGGAAAGACUUUCACAAUGUCAGGUGCUAAAACAUCACCUCAAUUACGUGGAAUUAUACCCAAUACUUUUGCACAAAUAUUUGGGCAUAUCGCUAAAGCUGAUGAACAUCAGAAAUUCCUAGUCAGAGCGACAUACUUGGAAAUUUAUAAUGAAGAAAUACGGGAUUUACUUGGGAAAGAUCAAAAUACCAGGUUAGAAGUCAAGGAAAGACCUGAUAUUGGAGUAUUUGUGAAAGAUUUAAGUGGAUAUGUCGUUAAUAAUGCUGAUGACUUAGAUAGAAUAAUGACUCUUGGAAAUAAAAAUCGUGUUGUUGGAGCAACUGCAAUGAAUGUUUCUAGUUCUAGAUCUCAUGCCAUUUUCACAAUAACAGUGGAAUCUAGUCAACUUGGAGAAGAUGGUGAACAACACGUUAAAAUGGGCAAAUUACAUUUAGUUGAUUUGGCUGGAUCAGAAAGGCAGAGCAAAACAAAAGCGACUGGUAUAAGACUACGAGAGGCAACGAAAAUAAAUUUAUCACUCUCAACACUAGGAAAUGUUAUAUCUGCUUUAGUUGACGGUCAAAGCUCUCAUGUGCCUUAUAGAAAUUCGAAACUAACACGAUUACUCCAAGAUUCGUUAGGUGGUAAUUCUAAGACUCUGAUGUGUGCUAAUAUAAGUCCAGCUGACAUCAAUUAUGAUGAAACAAUAAGCACUUUACGUUAUGCUAAUAGAGCUAAGAAUAUUAAAAAUCGAGCGAGAAUCAAUGAAGAUCCUAAAGACGCACUUCUUCGACAAUUUCAAGAUGAAAUUGAACAACUUCGUAAACAAUUGGAAGAAAAUGAACAAGAACUGUCGGACUCCGAAGGUGAUACUGCUGAAGAGUCAGAUGGAAAUGAUGAGAACAAUCAUGAGAGCAAAUCUCGACGUAAAAGUCAAAUUUUAACAAUGGAGGAGUUAGAUGACAAAGACUUGGAGUUGACUGAAAAAAUGGAUAAAGCAGAAAGAGAUGAUAAAAGUCCAGAUGAUAAGCAUUUCAUUGAACUAAAGAAGACUCAGAACGAAAAAGAAGCAUUACGAGAAAAAAUGCAAAACUUACAGAAUAAAAUUCUCGUCGGUGGAGAAAAUUUAUUGGAAAAAGCUGAAGCUCAAGAACGGCUUUUAGCAGCAGCAGCAAUGGAACUUGAUCAGAGAAAAAAACGAGAGGAACAAUUGAAGAAAGCACUUGAAGAGAAAGAAGCAGAGAGAAUUGAUAUUGAGGAAAAAUAUUCAUCACUGCAAGAAGAGGCAGCAGGAAAGACUAAAAAAUUAGCUAAAGUGUAUACAAUGUUGAUGUCAGCACGAGCAGAAUUAUCAGAUCUCCAAGAAGAACAUCAACGAGAAAUGGAAGGACUUCUAGAAGGAGUACGAGGAAUCGGAAGAGAAUUACAAUUACAGGAAUUAAUUUUAAAUAGCUACAUUCCAAUUCAGUAUCAGACUAUGAUUGAAAAAUACGUCCAUUGGAAUGAAGACAUUGGAGAAUGGCAGUUAAAGUGUGUUGCAUAUACUGGAAACAAUAUGAGAAAAGCACAAACAUCGUCGUCUAUCGGUGCAAUCAAAGAUCAGCCGCAAUUGGAUUUAUCACAUUUAUAUCUUAUUUAUAAUAACGAAACUGACAAUGGCUUUAUGCAGAAGAAAACAAAAAAUCGCUCCGGAGUUCCUAGACCUACAACUGCUCAUCGACGUACGCCCCAUGCGUAAAUUUAGUCGAAAUGUUUUUUCAUCUAUUAUGAUAAUGAAAAUUAGGGCAAAUAAGUAAAAAAAAAAUUAUCAACAUAAUAAAAAGAUUUGAUUAGA
Chelonus insularis is the source of this 2443-nucleotide messenger RNA. It is a transcript of the gene Klp64D, whose product is annotated as kinesin-like protein 64D. The transcript has 5 exons. Gene Ontology annotation, molecular function: microtubule binding; ATP binding; microtubule motor activity. The record is from RefSeq and is a predicted model, not a curated record. Lineage: Eukaryota; Metazoa; Arthropoda; Insecta; Hymenoptera; Braconidae. Gene Ontology annotation, biological process: spindle elongation; microtubule-based movement; mitotic spindle organization. Gene Ontology annotation, cellular component: microtubule associated complex. The coding region runs from base 311 to 2347 and encodes 678 amino acids.